AUGCCGACUUCGACCAGACUGACUGGCAAGAAGGCGGAACCCAAAGCCAAACGCCAGAAGACAGAUAGCAAGACAGAGAAUGAGUUGGCUGCUGAGCUUGCAGACCACCCGGCAAUCCAAGAAAUCAAGAUGUGGACAGAUGUUCUUGCGGAAGAGCUUAAGGCAGCUUCUUCGGCUGGGCCUCUCGACAGUUGGGGCGGAAUCUACAGCUUUGACCUGAGUGAGUACAAGUCCCAGAUGAAAGCAUCUGGAGCCUACGAAUGCCUGUCCAUCGACAUCUGCACAUUUGCACACAGGACAUU
Cladocopium goreaui is the source of this 302-nucleotide messenger RNA. Lineage: Eukaryota; Dinophyceae; Suessiales; Symbiodiniaceae. The record is from the annotation of a GenBank genome assembly.